Molecule: messenger RNA, 4844 nt
Organism: Bombina bombina (fire-bellied toad)
Lineage: Eukaryota; Metazoa; Chordata; Amphibia; Anura; Bombinatoridae
Gene: SOBP
Product: sine oculis binding protein homolog
Exons: 7
Coding region: 270-2879 (869 amino acids)
Biological process (GO): animal organ development
Cellular component (GO): nucleus
Source: RefSeq, a predicted model, not a curated record
UACACACAGCCCUACAGUACCACACACACACACAAAGCAACAAACCCUGGACUAAUGCAGACAGAGCCAGAGGCAGAAGAUGGCUGACCUGACAGCAGGGCACCCAGCAGCCUGGCAUCCCCAUCCCUCCCUGUUCUGCUCCCUCCUCACACAAUCCCUGACGUCUUUCACCUCUAAAUAGAGGGGGGAAUAGCCACUUCACUCCCCCCACCACCUCCUCAUAGACUUUAAUUCCAGCAGCCAUUUCAUCAGCAGAAAGUAGACAAAAAAUGGCAGAAAUGGAGAAAGAAGGGAGACCUCCUGAAAAUAAAAGAAGCAGGAAACCUGCCCACCCGGUGAAAAGAGAGAUCAACGAGGAGAUGAAGAACUUUGCUGAAAAUACCAUGAAUGAGCUUCUUGGCUGGUAUGGAUAUGAUAAGGUGGAGCUGAAAGAAGGAGAAGAUAUUGAAAUAAAAAACUAUCAUGAUGGGCAGCACAUUUCAGUUCUUAAAGAAAAUUCUUUGCCAAAACCAAAAUUACAUGAGGACAGUGUUAUAUCACCAUUCAAUACAAACCUAAACUAUUCAGGGCAUGCUACAGGAAAUGGGCUUGCAGAAUUACCAGCAGGGUCAAAGGAACAUGGAAAUAUGCCAAUUGUGGUACCUUUAAUUCCUCCUCCAUUUAUGAAACCCCCAGCAGAGGAGGAUUUGUCAAAUGUGCAAAUCAUGUGUGCCUGGUGCCAGAAAGUGGGUGUUAAGCGCUACUCCUUGAGCAUGGGAAGCGAGGUGAAAAGUUUCUGCAGUGAGAAAUGCUUUGCGGCCUGCCGGAGGGCCUAUUUCAAGAGGAACAAGGCUAGAGAUGAAGAUGGACAUGGUGAAAAUUUUCCCCAGCAACAGCACUAUGCUAAGGAAACUCCGAGACUUGCCUUCAAGAAUAACUGCGAACUACUUGUAUGUGACUGGUGUAAACAUAUAAGACAUACUAAAGAAUAUCUGGACUUUGGGGAUGGGGAACGGAGGCUUCAGUUCUGCAGUUCCAAGUGUCUAAAUCAAUAUAAAAUGGAUAUUUUUUACAAAGAAACACAAGCCAACCUUCCAGCUGGACUAUGUAGCACAUUACAUCCUCCAGUUGACAAUAAAACAGAAGGCACCGGGAUACAGCUGCUUACUCCAGAUUCUUGGAAUAUACCACUGACAGAUGCUCGUAGAAAGAUUCCUUCCCCAGUGUCUGCUUCUGGCCAAAUUCAAGGUCCUGGAUCAACAGCCUCUACCACUGCCUCCCCAUCUGAUACUGCCAACAACUCUGUUACUAAAAUCCCUACGCCUGUACCCAAGUCCAUUCCUAUGAAUGAAAGUCCAAAUAUUCCCUCAGUUCCUGUUCCUCCACCUGCCAGUAUUGUGCCUCCCAUGGGUGUGCCAUCUAGGAGUCCUCCCAUGAUCAUGACAAAUCGAGGACCUGUUCCUUUGCCUAUAUUUAUGGAGCAGCAAAUUAUGCAACAAAUAAGGCCACCUUUUCUUAGGGGUCCUCAUUGCUCAAAUCCUAAUAGCCCUUUACCCAACCCAAUGAUUCCUGGAAUGGGACCACCACCAGGUGCUCCUAGAGUUAUGGGCCCCUCCUCUAGUCCUAUGCAUAGACCAAUGCUAUCACCCCAUAUUCAUCCACCAACUACACCUACAAUCCCUGGCAAUCCUGCAGGAUUACUUCCACCACACCCACCUGGAGGUCCUUUGCCUAGUCUUCCUUUCCCCCCUAUGGGUAUGAUGCCAAAUGGCCCUAUGCAUAUGCCACAAAUGGUAAAUUUUGGUUUGCCAUCACUCGCCCCAUUGGUGCCACCACCUACCCUUUUAGUGCCAUACCCUGUUAUUGUCCCCCUACCUGUUCCUAUACCGAUACCUAUUCCCAUUCCACAUACAGUUGAUUCCAAACCCCCAAGUGACUUUUCCAGUAAUGGUGAAAGCAUCAUUCCAAGCUCAUCCAGUGAGACACCUGUGGCAAAGCCAAAGGAAAAUGUGUUGCCCGUAAAGGAUUCUAAGCAAAGGUCUUUAAAGCCUUCAGAGUCCUCACCUGGUGGUUCACGGCAGGUUUCUCUCCAGACUCCAGUUCUCCAGGAACAUCCUAAAACUGAGGUUGUGGAUUUGACAGUGAGAGUAACUAGCCCAGAAAAUAAUAAACUUAGCAUCCCAAACAUACUUCAGGUUCCACAGGAUGGAGUUAUUGACUUAACUGUGGCACACAGAUCUAGACUUCAUAAUGUAAUUCACAGAGCUUUUAAUGCUCAGUUGAAACUUGAACCUGAACCUAACAGUGUUGUAAACUUGACUAUUGGUAACUCAGAUAUAAAAAACUGUAGUGACUGCAGGGACACAUGUAGCCCAGUAGAAACAAAAACAUAUCCACCUAGUGACUCAAACAAUUGUGGUCCUAUUUCACUUGCCUCCAGCACUUCAGGACAUGAAACCAGCACUGCAGUUUGCAAUGUUAUUGUUAAUGGCACAAAAAGCACAGAAGGUUCUAAAAACUCAGAAAAAACUCAUGAGCAGAAAAAGACUCUGCUGGACAAAGAGCCAGUAGUAAGUGAGUUGGAAUCUGUAAAAGAAAACAACUGUGCUUCAAAUUGCCAUAUAGAGCUAGAAGUCAGCAAGAAGAGCCUUGUAGAAGAGACUCUGACAACUGGGGACAAGCAAGAUCCUAAUUUAAACAAUCCUGCAGAUGAGGACCAUGCUUAUGCUUUGCGGAUGUUGCCUAAAACAGGCUGUGUAAUCCAGCCUGUGCCAAAACCAGCAGAAAAGACUGCAAUUUCACCAUGUAUAGUGUCAACACCAAUUCUCACCACAGGGACAGACGAUUUGGAGCCACCACUAAAAAGGAGGUGUCUCCGUAUUCGAAAUCAGAAUAAGUAAAGGAUGCUGUCUAACAGGGUACUUUGCAUGGAGAAAGAGAGCAGCACAAACCAUGUUGUCACGAACCUGCAACACUAGGUCCACGUCUUUUUAACAUCUGCCACUUCUUCUGCUAAAACCGCUUCCUGUCACUUCAUCUAAACAUCUCAGCAUGUGUGAAACUCCGUCUUAUACGGGACUCAAAGGAUGCUGACCAUUCUCCCAAUCAAAGAGUUUUGUUUGCUUCACCCAACAUUUGUAUGAACAUUUGUUUUUGCAAAGACACGGACCCAUCUCCAACUCAUCCCCCAAAUGUAUUUGGGGUUGGAAAUGUAUGACUGGAAAUAACGUGGACUUCAACUUUUUAAUUGUUUGUAAUCUAGAGACUGAAAUGGUUUUGCUGCUACAGUGAGAAUUGUAAUUUGCAUUAGGUUUGGAAACUGUUUAAAGGGGUAAAGGUUUUGUAUUGGAGUAAGCAACACUUCAAAUUCAUCUCUCUCUUACCCAAAAUGCACUUUUAAUUGAUGCGUUUAAAAAGUUGUAUUAGCUAAUAUUGUAUUUUUUUUUAUUUUUAUUUUUAAACAAAGGCCACCUUUAUGUCUAAUGCCAUAUUUUCAGUGUUAGGAAGUAUAGAUUUUAAACCUUGAACAGAGAGGAGUAAAAAAACAAAACUGCAUGAAUAGUUUAUAUUGUGGUUUCUUGUACAGAAAAGAGAUCUGCAAAUGUUUAUUCUUCUCAACUUUCAUUAAAACCUCACCCUAAAUAGCACCCCGAUUGGGAACAGAGUUAAAGUGUUGAAGUAAAGACCAAAAAUCCCCUUAAGGUGUAAAGUAAUCCUAGAGGGGAGGGAGGACAUGUUUGCUGAGUAUCAUGAGAUAUGUGGAUGAAAUUUCACUCCUGAUAGUUUUCACUGAUCCAGGAAGUCAGCAAGACAAUCUCUCCGCAUAUAUAGAGCCCUUUUAUGCUAAGGAGAAUUGUAUGAACCCUCUAAUGACAGAAUGAGGGGCAACAAGCGGAUUUGUGUUCCCCUCUAACUCCUAUUUCACAGUACCCCCCCCCCCACACUCCUGUUUUAGUGUUUGCUUUACUCCUGUCUUGAUUAAGAGAAAUGUGCAAUUCAAUCCUCAGUCACUGGUCAGAGGAUAACAGGGUAGAAAUCACAAUAACUUGUGUGCACUUGUACAGUUGUAGCCAAGAGGCCAAAUUUAAACUAAUUUAGAGCAUGUUUGCUGGCACUGACCUUAAAAAACAAAACAACAAAAAAAAACAUUGGAGCUGAUGUACAUUUUCAUUUGUUUUUUUUAUACAUAAUACAGGUUUUUUUUGAAAAACAAAAAUGACAUUGUGAUUCAGUGUAUAUGUUUACUAACUGAAAUCAAUCAUUAGCUCAUUCUCAUUUCCUGCACAGUGCCUGCUAUAUGAGCUAGACCUGCAUUUUAUAAAAGUGACGGAUUAAAUAAGACAGUCUGUGCAGUAUGAUUUCGGACAUAGCAGCUUUUUUAGUGUAUGUGUACUGUUAGUAAUAUGUAUAUACUGUAUUUCUAUAGCUUCCUUUGUACAAAAAAAGAAGAAAAAAAAAAAGAAAUUCAGUUAAACAGUUCAAACUACUGUUUAAAAAUAGUCUUUAUUUAUUAACAUGGACUCAAUUGUGAUUCAUGGCUUGUUCUAUUGAAUUAUCUUUUAUUUCUUGUUUAAUGUUUCCAGAGUUGUAUCUUCGGUGAUAUAUUGGGUAAUAUCUAUACCCAAAUGUUUUCAAAAUGAAUGGUCAAACACUUUAUUCUUUAGAAAAAUUUCUAUGAAUCAAUUUGUAUUGUUAUCAACAUUCCCAUUAUUCACAGAGCACCAUUUGUAAAUCUAAAACAAAUUGGGGGGGGGGGGACGACUACAGAAUCAUUGUUGUCAGUAUGGUUUUAUUGGAUAAUUGUCUCAAUGAACUGUUCUUUCGAACAUUUCUUUUUCUCUUAUAAAUUUCAGUGAAAACUUUGA